Molecule: messenger RNA, 342 nt
Organism: Colletotrichum truncatum
Lineage: Eukaryota; Fungi; Ascomycota; Sordariomycetes; Glomerellales; Glomerellaceae
Source: RefSeq, a predicted model, not a curated record
AUGAAAGCCAUCAUGGUACUUUCCCCCAUUAUCCUCGCCACCAGCGCGUUGGGCAGUCAAUUGGACGCACCGACGGGGUGGGAAAAAAUCCCCAAAGACAAGCCGCUCCCCCUUCACACUGCGCCCAUAUGCUGGCAAGAAUGCCUGCAGUGGGAGAACAAAAACUACGUGGGGAACGAUAUCAACACCGUCAGCCAGUACGACUUUUGCGAGGACAAGUUUCUUGCCAUGCGGACGUGGCACCAUUUCUGGCUCACGCGCUGCACAUCCCGCAAUUGCCACGACCGCGCAGACCAUGAGAAGGCUAGGACGUGGUUCAGUUCUGUUUGCCGAAGAGGCUAA